CUUCCCUCCCUUCACUCGGGAGUGCCACAGAGAGACGACUUGAUCGAGUGGGACUCAGGAUGCCUGCGUACGCCACCAACAUGAGGUUCAAGUUCUCCCUGGUGGCUUUGACUUUGGAGCUUAUCACGAUCAUCCUGUUUGCAGUCUUUGUGGUUUACGAUGACGGGAAAGGUCACGGCCACGGCCACGACCCGGACGGCAAUGACACCGACCACCACCAAGAGCCUAUGGAGCUUUAUCCCAUGUUCCAGGAUGUUCACGUGAUGAUCUUCAUCGGUUUUGGCUUCUUAAUGACCUUCCUGAAGAGAUAUGGCUUCAGCAGCGUGGGCAUCAACUUACUUCUGGCCGCCUUCGGCCUGCAGUGGGGCCUCAUCAUGCAGGGCAUUUGGCACCUGGAUGACGGCAAGAUUAAAGUCAACAUCUUUAAAAUCAUCAACGCGGACUUCAGCACUGCCACGGUUCUGAUUUCUUUCGGCGCCGUUCUUGGUAAAACCAGUCCGCUCCAGUUGCUGAUCAUGACCGUCCUGGAGAUCUCCAUCUUCUCCAUCAACGAGCAUCUGGUGGUAGAAAUCAUGGGGGCUAAUGACGUCGGGGCUUCCAUGAUCAUCCACGCCUACGGGGCCUAUUUUGGUUUGGCCGUGGCUCGAGUACUUUACCGACCCGGUUUGAGGAACGGACACGAGAACGACGGCUCUGUUUACCACUCGGAUCUGUUCGCUAUGAUCGGGACCGUGUUCCUCUGGAUGUUCUGGCCCAGUUUUAACUCCGCCAUUGCCGAACCAGGCUUCACCCAGCUCACUGCGGUGAUCAACACCUACCUGUCCCUGGCCACCUGCGUCCUCUCUGCCUACGCCAUCUCCAGCCUGGUGGAGCACAAAGGAAAAUUGGACAUGGUGCACAUUCAGAACGCCACCCUGGCCGGCGGCGUUGCCGUGGGAACGUGCGCCGAUAUGAACAUCGGGCCCUUUGGCGCGAUGCUGAUCGGUUUAGUGGCUGGCAUCAUUUCCACACUGGGCUUCAAGUACCUGAGUCCUAUUCUGGCAUCUAGCCUGGGCAUUCAAGAUACCUGUGGGGUGCACAAUCUGCACGGCAUGCCGGGCAUCCUGGGAGGCUUGGCUGGGAUUGUGGCUGUGGCUUUGGGGAAAAAGGAAGGAGGGAAAGCUACCAUGCAAGCCGCUGCCUUGGGUUCGUCUCUUGGUUUCGCUUUGGUUGGAGGGGCUAUCACAGGCUUGAUCAUGAAGUUGCCUAUCUGGGGGCAACCUCCUGACCAGAACUGCUUUGAUGACUCUAUUUACUGGGAGGUCCCUGCGGAAGAAGAGGAAAACGAGGAGAACUUGGCUCAUUCAGAUUUCCCAAAGAACAAAGUAGACGUUUAAAAACUUGGAAGAAAGAAAAAGACAUGGUCAACCCUUAAAAAAUGGAAAUUGUAUCAAAAACCUUCAGGGUCAUUUUUUUUGUUGGACAUUGAAAUCAACAGUUCACAAAAAUAUCAUUGCUUAAUGCUGGCUGGAACGCAGCAACACCUGUAAGCUUUUUUUUUUUUUCCUGUAUUUACCUAAAUACAUUUAAAGGCAUGUUUUUUUUUUUUACAUUGUAUGUUUUUGCUGUCAAGCAUUAUGUUAUCCUUUCAUACCAAGAACAAUUUGACCUCAUCACUCUUACCUUUAGACGUUCAAUGUUCCUGUGAUGAACCAACAUAUGUGGGUGAGAGUGUGUGUAUGCAUGUGUCUCUCCACUGAGGUUUAUUUUGUUACUAUUUGUAUGACAUCAAAUGUAUUCUUCCAUGUACUUAUAAUUUUACACUUUGAUGGAUUGACAUGGUCAGUUUGGUUGUAGCCCUGCAGUGUUGAAACAGCCGGUACACAACUUUUAUUUUUCCAGGAUAAUUAUCAAUAUUUUUGUAUACAAAGGUCAUCAUUUCUAUUACACAAAUAAGUUUUUUCUUUGUGUUAUUUCUGAACAAGGGGCUGCGAGUGUGCUAAAACUGACUACAUUUUAUAGUUACUAAUCAAUUCUGCUUUUUGUUUGGGGGGGGGGGGGUCGUUUAUAAUUCCUAGAAUAAUGAAACGCAUCCAAAUUGUAUAUUUUUAUCCAGUGCUACUUGUAUUUUGCAUAAUGUACUAACACUGCCACAAUAAAUGUUUUGUACAAUUAUUAUACAA
Molecule: messenger RNA, 2162 nt
Organism: Syngnathus typhle (broad-nosed pipefish)
Lineage: Eukaryota; Metazoa; Chordata; Actinopteri; Syngnathiformes; Syngnathidae
Gene: rhag
Product: Rh associated glycoprotein
Exons: 10
Coding region: 60-1376 (438 amino acids)
Biological process (GO): ammonium homeostasis; ammonium transmembrane transport
Cellular component (GO): plasma membrane
Molecular function (GO): ammonium channel activity
Source: RefSeq, a predicted model, not a curated record